AUGUUUAUUGCUGUUGUGGGUUGUACUCACGGAGAAUUAGAUUUAAUAUACUCGACUCUCGAAAAGAUAGAAGAAGAAAAUAAAAUAAAGGUUGACCUUUUAAUUUGUUGUGGUGAUUUUCAAAGUGUACGAUAUAAUGUUGAUAAUGAGUGUUUGAAUGUUCCUGCGAAAUAUAAAAAAGAACAAAAUGAUUUCGUAGAUUAUUUUACAGGAAAAAAGAAGGCGAAGAUCUUAACUAUAUUUGUAGGAGGAAACCAUGAGGCCAUGAAUGUUUUGAAACAGUUGUAUUAUGGUGGGUGGGUUGCUCCUAAUAUAUAUUAUUUAGGAUACUCUAGUGUUCAUAAUAUUAAUAAUUUCAGAAUAUGUAGUUUAAGCGGUAUAUAUAAAAAAUAUAGUUUUUUUAAGAAAUAUUAUGAAUCCUAUCCUUAUACAGAUAUUACAAAGGUUAGCGCAUAUCAUAUAAGAAAAUAUGAAAUAGAAAAAUUAAAAUUAUUAAAAAAUAACGUUGAUAUUGUUGUAACACAUGAUUGGCCAAAUAAUAUUGAAAAACAUGGAGAUGUACAUGACUUAUUAAGAAGAAAAUAUCAUUUUCAAUCUGACGUAUAUAAUAAUACAUUAGGUAAUCCUCAUACCGAAAUAUUAUUAAAUAAAUUAAAACCUUAUUUCUGGUUUGCAUCACAUUUACAUGUAAAAUAUUCGGCAUUGUAUAUCCACAAUGAUCAGAAACAGUAUACUAGAUUUCUUUCUCUAGAUAAGGCUCAAGAAUAUAAACAUUUUAUACAAAUUUUAAAUAUUGUAAAGAAAAAGGAUUCUUCUAUACAUUUAAAUUUUGAUCAUGUUCCUAAGGUGUUGUUACCAGAACCAGGUAGCAAAAUGGACAUUCAAAAUGAUGCACAGCCUAAUCAUGAUUUGGAGAAUUGUCCUAAUACAAAAACAAAUACAUGCAACAAUAAUGAUCAUCAUAAUGAUGAUUCUAUUAAUUUAGAUUAUGAUCAUGAAAAGGCAUUAUACGAACUAGACAGAAAUAUGCAACUGGAUCAGGAAAAAAAUGACGAAAAAAAUGUUGACAAAAGUGCAGAUAAAAAUGUGUGCAAUAAAGACAUAUCCUUAGAAGAUAAAAAUCAACAUAAUAAUAACAAUAAUAAUAAUGAUGAUGAUGAUGAUGGUGUAGAUAUACAAGCUGAUACAUCAACAAAUGUUGCUGAUCAAAAUAAUAACUCUGUUCCAACAAAUUUAAAAGAAAAUGAGGAAGAAUCUUUAAAUGAUCAAAAUGAAAAUAAAGAUGAAGAAACUAGCCAAGAUGAAAAUAUAACAGAUGAAAAAAAAAAAAAAAAAUUUUAUUUAUGUUAUGAUAUAGAAUGGCUAGCUAUAGUAAAAGCAAAUCAUCAUCUCAUUUCUGCCUCAUGUGAUAAGGAUUAUAAUUUAGAAACACUAACAUAUCCAACAAAAGAAGAUUUCGAUUUUGUAGAGAAUAAACUUAAAGAGUUGGAUAAUAAAAUAACAAUAAAAGGUAAAGAUUAUUAUUGUGUAAAUGGUUAUAAUACGCCAAAUUAUAAAAACCUCCAAGAACAAAGACAGUUAUUUUUAAAACGUUUCGAAUUAGAGGAGUUAAGUAUAUACACAGAGUCAGAGUUGAAUUUUUUUGCUGAAGAAAUGAAAACAUUGGAAAAAAUGAAUACUGAUAUUCAUAAUGAGGAGGAUAAGAAUGAAUGUACUAUAGAAGCAUAG
This is a messenger RNA of Plasmodium falciparum 3D7, 1728 nucleotides long. RefSeq names its product lariat debranching enzyme (gene DBR1). Gene Ontology annotation, cellular component: nucleus. Gene Ontology annotation, molecular function: hydrolase activity, acting on ester bonds. Gene Ontology annotation, biological process: mRNA processing. The record is from RefSeq and is a predicted model, not a curated record. Lineage: Eukaryota; Apicomplexa; Aconoidasida; Haemosporida; Plasmodiidae.